Messenger RNA from Alnus glutinosa, 1324 nucleotides. RefSeq names its product RING-H2 finger protein ATL56. NCBI's taxonomy places the organism in Eukaryota, Viridiplantae, Streptophyta, Magnoliopsida, Fagales, Betulaceae. The record is from RefSeq and is a predicted model, not a curated record. Bases 127 to 663 code for a protein of 178 amino acids. The transcript is spliced from 2 exons.
UAGAUUCUUCUAUCUGGUACACAUUCCUAUGCUUCUCUCUCUCUCUCUCUCUCUCACAAAUAUCUCAGACAGGCCCCUCUGUUUCUCUUCCAUUUUUCUCUGAUCUCUAACAGUCGGUGAAUCUCCAUGCCUCCUGAUCACGACUACCGCAACCAAACACCACCGGUGGUACAACCACCGUCAAAAGCAAACCCGAAAUUCCUGUCGCUCCUCCUGAAGGCCAUCAUAAUGAUCCUCCUCACCACCCUCUUCUUCCUCUUCCUCGGCCUCGCCUCCGCCGGUUUGCUGCUCCUCCACCUGUCCCUCUCCUCCCACCGCCAGCGCCACCGCCGCACUUCUCUCCCCUCCAACACCCCGUCUUCUGGGCUCCCCCCCGCAGACCUCAACACCCUCCCCCACUUCAGAUUGAAGAAGACCGUCCGGAAGAACGGCCCCGUAGAAGGAGAUGAAUGCGUGGUCUGCCUCGACGCUUUCAGGGACGGCCAGUGCUGCAGGAAGCUCGCCGCUUGCGGUCACGUCUUCCACAAGAGAUGCUUGGACUCGUGGCUCGUCAAGGUCGCCGCCUGUCCGAUUUGCCGGGCUCGUGUUCGAUUAAAUGCGGCAACGAAGGGUUCGAUGUUGGGUUUGGAGGACGAGGAUAAGCAGUCCUGGGGGGUUUGGUAGGGCUUGUAAUUAUUGUGCAAGCAUCAUAGAUCUUUCCUUGAGGAUUUCUGGGGAAAUGAUUGGUGCGAGUCUUCUCAAGUUUAUCACGUGUUUCAAUUAAAGUACGAUGACUAAGGUUCACAAAAAUAGAUGGGCAGGGUAAUGGGUUUGACUGUGGGUAAUUUGCCCCGUAGUAGGAAACUUAGCUUGAGAAGUUUACUGGCCAAAAUAAAAACUUGAGAAGCCUAUAGUUUAGGUUAUUGCAAUUUCGUUUUUUUUCUUUUCUUUUUCUUUUUCUUUUUCACCAUGUAUUUAAAUAUAUGACUUACUCAUCUCUGCUAGUGUAAUUUUGGGUUUUUUUUUCGAUAAGAAUGACUAACAAACAGUCAAUGUCAUUGCCCGUGAGAUAAAGCUAGUGCAGUGUAGGUAUCCUGUUUUGGAGUAGCAUUGUGCAUGAUGAGUUAAUCUUCUAAAGAAACUUUGCAAAACAUUCUUCUACAGAAGAAUAGUGCAUUGCUCCAGCUUUUGAUUGAAAGAACAUUAGUCUGCAAAAGCUAAUGUAUAUUUGAAUUGCAAUGUUGUUGUUUUUGUUGUAUACGUGAUAAGAGGAAAAUGAAGAAUUGUAGGCUCUGAUACUAAUUGUAAUGUACUCAGUGGUAGUGGAACAUUCAAGUUGCAGAAA